This is a messenger RNA of Mycetomoellerius zeteki, 627 nucleotides long. RefSeq lists its product as uncharacterized. The transcript has 2 exons. The record is from RefSeq and is a predicted model, not a curated record. The coding region runs from base 63 to 467 and encodes 134 amino acids. NCBI's taxonomy places the organism in Eukaryota, Metazoa, Arthropoda, Insecta, Hymenoptera, Formicidae.
CAAAUUUCUAUAAAAAGAAAAUUUUUAUCAAAUUUAAAAAAAUAAUUGCUCGAAUUCACACGAUGGAAAUUGAAGAUAUUGAUAACUUACGAGAUUUUGUGACGAUUUAUAAGAAACAUUAUCUUGGAAAGAGAGGUAAAAGGACGACAAUGCACAAAUUAUUACCAAAAUAUUUGCCAUCCUCGAACAUUUUGAAUAGACCGUACAAACAAUAUUUGCACACACGACUGGAAAAUCGGUUACUAUCUGAGAACGAACGAAGCGAAGAUCCAGUCGACAAUUUAAACAGAAUACGAGACAAAUUUCCCCACUUAAGAAAUGCUUUACCGAAGAUCGUGCCAGAUGAGAUCGUGAUAAAAAACAACAAGGAGAAAUCUAUGAAAACUAUAUAUCAACAGGAUUAUUCAAAGGAAUUUCAAAAGGGUCAUUCAUUGCUUAUAAUCAUUAUAUCUAUAAUAUACGUGUAAACGUAUAUGAAUACACGCACGCACACACGUACGUUACAAACAGAUAAAAGGACCAUUACUGGGAAACGGUGGCAGAUAAGAUGCUACAAAUAUGUGGCAAAAUAUCACAUAACUAUUUUGUUUUCUCUUGAUAAAACCUACAAAUAGUUUGGAAGCGUUU